Molecule: messenger RNA, 2734 nt
Organism: Eucalyptus grandis
Lineage: Eukaryota; Viridiplantae; Streptophyta; Magnoliopsida; Myrtales; Myrtaceae
Product: cysteine-rich receptor-like protein kinase 1
Exons: 7
Biological process (GO): protein phosphorylation
Molecular function (GO): ATP binding; protein kinase activity
Source: RefSeq, a predicted model, not a curated record
CACCAGUUUGUCGCCUCGAUUCCGCGUUGUGUAGCUUACGAGAUCAUCAGGUUAAAUGGGAGUUCCCCCUCACGCUCUUGCUUAAAUCUUUCCCCUUUCUUCUUCUUCUUAUUCUCUCUUGGAAGAGAACUGAGAAGGAAAAAAUUUGAUAACCGAGCGUUUCUCAAGCAGAGAGCCCAUGGAGUCGAACGGAGCUAGCCCGUCAAUCGCUCUUCCUCUGCUCGCUCUCUCCUCAUUCUUCUUCGCUCUCGCAGUCUCCGACCCUCGAAUCACUGAAGCGGGCCUCUACUGCAACAACUCCACUGAGAUCGUCACCAGAAACGUCGCCCCCAACCUCGAAGCGGUCCUGACGGAGAUCUCCGAGAAUCUCACCAACCAGUACCAGUACUGGGGCAACUACUCCGUCACCUCAACGCUGCCAGGGGUGUACGGCCUUGCCCAGUGCCACAGCUACCCGAUCGAGACCGACUGCCUCAGCUGCUUCGCCGAGAGCCAGACUCGGAUCCGCCUCUGCUUCCCCAACUUCGGCCGACUCUACCUCGACGGCUGCUUCCUCCGUUACGACGGCUACGACUUCUACAACGAGACCGUGGAUCCGACGCACGACAUGCUCAACUGUGGCUCCAAUUCGACGGUCCCGGUCCUGGUGUGGGGAGGGGCCUUGUUCUGGGAUAGGGUGGACCGGGUGCUGAGGAAUGUCUUGGCCAGCGCGUUGCAGAACGGGGGCUUUGCAGUGGCCUGGGAGUACGGAGACGAAGGAGUCGCCGGGGUAUAUGCUUUGGCACAGUGUUGGAGCACGCUCGAUGCCGGCGGUUGCAGAGUCUGUCUGGAGAAUGCGGCAUCGAAGGCGAGAAACUGCACGCCCGCAGGAGAAGCGCGGGCCAUGAAUGCGGGAUGCUUCCUCCGUUAUUCCACCGCAAAGUUCUACGAUGUCCCCCAAAGCGGAGGCCUCUACUGCAACAACUCCACUGAGAUCGUCACCAGAAACGUCCUCCCCAACUUCAGGGCGGUCAUGAGGGAGAUCUCCGAGAGUGUCGCCGACCAGCACAGGGGCAACUACUCCGUCACCUCGCCGCUACCAGGGAUUUAUGGCCUUGCCCAGUGCCACGGCGACCUGAGCGAGACCGACUGCCGCCGCUGCUUCGCCGAGAGCCGGACCCAGAUCCCCCUCUGCCUCCCCAACUUCGGCCGACUCUAUCUCGAUGGCUGCUUCCUCCGUUACGACGGCUACAACUUCUACAACGAGACUGUGGAUCCGACGCACGACAUGCUCAACUGUAGCUCCAAUUCGACGGUCCUGGUGUGGAGAGCGGCCGAGUUCAGAAGUAGGUUGGACCGGGUGCUGAGGAAUGUCUUGGCCAGCACGUUGCAGAACGGGGGCUUUGCAGUGGCCGGGGAGGAUGGAGCCGAAGGAGCCACCGGGGUAUAUGCUUUGGCACAGUGUUGGAGCACGCUCGAUGCCGGCGGCUGCAGAGUCUGUCUGGAGAAUGCGGCAUGGAACGCGAGAAACUGCACGGGAGGAGAAGCGCGGGCCAUGAAUGCGGGAUGCUUCCUCCGUUAUUCCACCACAAAGUUCUACAAUGUCCCCGUUAGCGGAGGUAACGACUAGUCUCCUGAUCACUGGUUUGCGGACUUAAAAGAUGCAAUAGCCUCAUCGGCUGUAGCAAUUUCACUUGUUCUCAUCAGUGCAUACAUUGGAUAUAAAAAGUACUCCAAGAAGAAACGAGUGCAAAAUAGCCUCAUGCAAUUACGGGCGAGCAUGAGCAAGUUUAGGUUAUAUUUCAAGUAUGAGACACUGGAGAAGGCCACCAACUUCUUUGAUGACUCAAGGAAGCUGGGGCAAGGGAGUGGCGGUUCCGUGUACAAGGGGAUAUUACCCAACAAGAAGGUCGUUGCAGUUAAGCGGUUGGUGAUCAACACACAACAAUGGGCGGAUGACCUCUUCAACGAGGUGAACCUGAUCAGUGGGAUCCAACACAAGAACCUCGUUAGGCUUUUAGGAUGCAGCAUCGAAGGCCCGGAGAGCCUCCUCGUCUACGAAUAUCUUUCUAACAAAAGUCUUGAUCAAGUUCUUUUAGUCGACAAUGCGACCCACGUCCUCACUUGGGAGGAGAGGCUGCACAUCAUCACAGGAACAGCUGAAGGCCUCACAUAUCUUCAUGGAGGUUGUGGAAUGAAAAUCAUUCAUCGGGACAUAAAAGCCAGCAACAUUCUCCUCGAUGAGAAUCUCACGGCAAAAAUUGCAGAUUUUGGGCUUGCCCGAUGCAUUGCUCUAGAUAAGUCUCAUCUUAGCACAGGAAUCGCUGGCACAAUCGGUUACAUGGCGCCUGAAUAUCUCGUGAGGGGACAGCUGACGGAGAAAGCCGAUGUUUAUGCUUUUGGGGUGCUGGUUCUUGAAAUCUUGACUGGUCGAAAGAAUAGCAUAUACACACAGGGGUCGAGCUCAGUUUUACAGUCGGUAUGGAAGCAUUACAAGUCGAAUAAUUUAGCUGAAUGCAAUGAUCCGGCCUUACAAGGUAAAUUCCCUAUCCUGGAGGCGUCGAAUGUGCUCCAAAUCGGCCUUCUGUGCACUCAAGCCUCCAUGGAAUUGCGACCACCCAUGUCUGGAGUUGUCGAGAUGCUCCACGACAAAGACCGAGUAGUCCCCCAACCAAACCAACCCCCGUUCCUCAACGCUAGCGAGUUGUUUGACAAAUCCAGCAGCAGAAGCUCUACAUGCACACAUGGUUGUUGA